AUGGCCUCUACGGGUCUUAGAAUCGUGAUCAAACUAGGAACCAGUUCCAUUGUCGACGAGAAAACACAUGAGCCCAUCCUCUCUAUUCUCACAACAAUUGUGGAAACGGUAGCAAAGCUGCGCAAGGAUGGUCACCGAGUCGUUUUAGUCUCAUCGGGUGCAGUGGGGGUUGGCCUGCGAAGGAUGGAUGUCGACGACAGACCAACCUAUCUGCCUCGAAUACAGGCACUUGCUGCCGUUGGUCAGUGCCGACUCAUGAGUCUUUGGGACAAUCUUUUCUCCCAUCUUCGAGUCCCCGUAGCUCAGAUCCUUCUGACGAGAAAUGACAUUGCCGAUAAUACCCAAUAUGUCAACGCCCAGAAUACGUUUGAGCAGCUUUUUGAUAUGGGUGUGAUUCCUAUUGUCAACGAAAACGAUACCCUGGCCGUUUCUGAAAUCAAAUUUGGCGACAACGAUACCCUUUCAGCGAUUACAGCGGCCACAGUCAAGGCUGAUUACCUGUUCUUGAUGACAGAUGUAGACUGUCUAUAUACGGCUAAUCCACGCAGCGACCCCAACGCUCAGCCCAUUGAGGUUGUCUCCGAUAUCUCAACGCUUGAGGCUGAUGUUUCAUCUGCCGGCUCAGCCUUGGGCACUGGAGGUAUGAGCACCAAGAUCGUAGCUGCAAAGCUGGGAACUAGCGCUGGCGUGACGACUAUCAUCACCAAGAGCUCAAAGCCCGGGAACGUUCAUGAGAUUGUGAAGUAUCUACAAGCACUUCAAAAUAUCGGCAAUCCCGACGAUGCGGCGGCUAUUGCCAGUUUACCAAAACCUCCUCUCCACACCCGAUUCCUUCCCUCUGAUGCCCCGAUCCAGUCUCGAACAUUCUGGUUACUUCAUGGACUUACACCCCAUGGCUCUUUGUACAUUGACCACGGUGCCUACGAAGCACUACUCAACAAGGCAAGUCUCCUCCCGGCUGGAGUGCUUGGAGUCGAAGGUCAUUUCGGACAGCAAGAAGCAGUGCGUCUAAUUGUUGUUGAUCGGCCUUCUCCCGAUGCUCUGAAUGGGGAUUUCCUCCAUCAUUCCCAAGAACCCAAGGAAGUGGGUCGUGCUAUUGUGAAUUAUGGAAGCAUUGAGAUCGCACAUAUCAAGGGCCACCGAAGUACCCAGAUUGAGGCCUUGCUUGGUUAUGCGGAUAGUGAUUAUGUAGCACUGCGGGAUAAUAUCUCGUUUCACCCUGAAGAUCGGCACAAUCACACAGUGACUCCAGCAUUAACUCCAGCUCUGGAGGAGUGGAAGUCUCCACAGGCAUCGCCAUGA
Penicillium pulvis is the source of this 1302-nucleotide messenger RNA. RefSeq names its product glutamate 5-kinase. The transcript is spliced from 4 exons. Lineage: Eukaryota; Fungi; Ascomycota; Eurotiomycetes; Eurotiales; Aspergillaceae. Gene Ontology annotation, cellular component: cytoplasm; cytosol. Gene Ontology annotation, molecular function: RNA binding; glutamate 5-kinase activity; ATP binding. The record is from RefSeq and is a predicted model, not a curated record. Bases 1 to 1302 code for a protein of 433 amino acids.